Colletotrichum phormii is the source of this 1146-nucleotide messenger RNA. RefSeq lists its product as uncharacterized. Bases 243 to 830 code for a protein of 195 amino acids. The transcript has a single exon. NCBI's taxonomy places the organism in Eukaryota, Fungi, Ascomycota, Sordariomycetes, Glomerellales, Glomerellaceae. The record is from RefSeq and is a predicted model, not a curated record.
UACCUUGUUGCUGAGUUGCAAAGCCAAGUGGUACGAAACCAUGUUUUCACUGCCACUGCCCCGUCUCAACCGUCCAUCGAAGGGUCAUCUUACCAGGAACCAUGGACUACGGACACUAAGGCAAAUCAAGGGUCGCAACCUACGUUACCUACCCCUUGAAGGACUGGCAUGGGUGUCCGAUUCUCUCUCGUCCAGUCACGCCGUUGCGCCUGGCGGUUCAACGUCAAGUCGUCCCGGGUUCAAUGCGCUUGCGGACAGUUUUGGGUACUGUCUUGGGAACGGCUGCUAUUACUCGGUACACUACUUUGUCCCCAAGUGACAAAAGUCCAGGGCAGUUUUACCCCUCCACGCGAAGGACCCUGAAGUUCCAGUUUUCAAGGGUCCAGUCCAGAACCCCCCACUUGUCACCACGCACCAACGGACCCCAAUCCGCGGCCAAUAUCCAAUUGAUGAGUUGCAAAUUUCUUCCGCUUUCCUUUCUGGCUACAAGGUCGACGACGACGACGACGACUUUGCGCCUGUGUCAAUCUCAUCUUCUUGCCCCUUUUAAAAACGGCAUACUUGGACGGACCGGUCAUCAACCAAAAAUAGUGUCUCCGUCUUACUGGGACCAAGCUAGACAAACCGGGCUAGUCACCUCCGGCUACAACUGUCAAGACAGUCCAGUGGAGGCAGCAAACGCCAGGGCAGACGAGCAGAAUCGGAGAGAAGAGCACCUCAGCACAAAAUCAAGCACGACGGGACUAAAACAAGAGAGGCAUCAGGGCGCGCCAUCACCCGCCAGACCAACACCACCGCCUCACUUUCAUUUCCGUCUGAUUGACGAAUAAGGACGCCUUCCUUCCGUCCAGUCCUGCCAUCUCAUUCUCGUCUCUUUUCCUUCAUCGGCCCUUUCCCCCCUUUCAAAUCUACUCUCGUUUCCCCCAUUUUUCAAAUCCAUUUUCCCCGGCUUCUUUCCUUACGCCGUAUCUCCAGUUCAACUACUUCCAACGGAUACAGCCCGGGCAGGGUUGCCACAAAGUGGUCUGACCAGUUGUGGGCUUGCCCCGUUCUCCUUACCAAAAACCCCCCCUCUCGGUCGAAAAUAAAAACAAUUAAGAAAGGGAAGAAAAAAAGAGGAGAGAGAGACCUCGAGACACAACCGCG